CCAGAGCGUGUGGUGUGAUUUUCUAGUCUGUCUUCAACCUUUGACAGAUAAGACUUGAGUCGCAAUUAUGGCUGUUGGAAAGAACAAGCGCUUGUCAAAGGGCAAGAAGGGUGUCAAGAAGAGGACUGUCGAUCCCUUCACCAGGAAAGAUGAGUACUCUGUGAAGGCCCCUUCCACCUUCCAGAUCCGAGAUGUUGGAAAGACCCUCGUCAACCGCACCAGUGGUCUCAAGAAUGCGAAUGAUUCGCUUAAGGGUCGGAUUUUCGAAGUUUCUCUUGCCGAUCUCCAGAACGACGAAGACCACGCCUUCCGCAAAGUCAAGCUCCGCGUCGAUGAGAUCCAAGGAAAGAACUGUCUCACCAACUUCCAUGGUCUGGAUUUCACCACCGACAAGCUGCGAUCCCUUGUGCGUAAGUGGCAGUCGCUCAUUGAGGCCAACGUCACUGUGAAGACGACCGAUGAUUAUCUUCUCCGUCUGUUCACCAUUGCCUUCACCAAGAGACGCCCGAACCAGAUCAAGAAAACCACAUACGCCCGCUCUUCCCAGAUCCGCGCUAUCAGGAAGAAGAUGACCGAGAUUAUGCAACGCGAGGCUGCCAGCUGUUCCCUUGCCCAGCUUACCACGAAGCUUAUCCCUGAGGUCAUUGGCCGUGAAAUUGAGAAGGCAACCCAGGGAAUCUAUCCUCUGCAGAAUGUCCACAUUCGCAAGGUCAAGCUUCUGAAGGCUCCCAAAUUUGAUCUGGGUGCUCUGCUUAACCUGCAUGGCGAGUCUACAACUGAUGACAAGGGCCACAAGGUGGAGAGGGAGUUCAAGGAGCAGGUUCUUGAGAGCGUCUAAGGGAUCAAUUACGGUUCCGUGGCUGUUAUGUUUAUUUUAUGCAGUCAUGCAUGGAUGCAAGCUUGUUCCUUGGAGAGAAAAUAAGUAAAAAUCGGGUAGUGUAUUAGCCGCCAAUGACAAUUUCUUAAGUUCGUGUGCACAAAUCACCAGUAUCAUGCUAGCAGCAAUAUCCAUGUAUCCACAUCCUUUAUACCAUCAGACCCCAGGUUUAGAGGGAGUGUAUGUAUGUUGAUUGAGCCACAGCUGUACGGUGGCUGUACGAUAAAUAUGGUAAAAUAUUACAUACAAUUAGUAGGUCAUGAUUGUACGACUAAGUUAUUAUUUGAGGUUCU
Aspergillus ochraceoroseus IBT 24754 is the source of this 1170-nucleotide messenger RNA. It is a transcript of the gene rps1, whose product is annotated as 40S ribosomal protein eS1. The coding region runs from base 68 to 838 and encodes 256 amino acids. NCBI's taxonomy places the organism in Eukaryota, Fungi, Ascomycota, Eurotiomycetes, Eurotiales, Aspergillaceae. Gene Ontology annotation, molecular function: structural constituent of ribosome. The transcript is spliced from 5 exons. Gene Ontology annotation, biological process: translation. Gene Ontology annotation, cellular component: ribosome; cytosol. The record is from RefSeq and is a predicted model, not a curated record.